This is a messenger RNA of Aspergillus novofumigatus IBT 16806, 1446 nucleotides long. RefSeq names its product AMMECR1 domain-containing protein. The record is from RefSeq and is a predicted model, not a curated record. The transcript has 2 exons. The coding region runs from base 121 to 1206 and encodes 361 amino acids. Lineage: Eukaryota; Fungi; Ascomycota; Eurotiomycetes; Eurotiales; Aspergillaceae.
GUAACUAUCUCCUGUUCUUCUUUUGCAUCCUGGCCGACAGUCACCAAUCCUUGCAGCCAGUGGAUUGCUUUUGCAGACGUGAGGGUUGAACGCAGUUUACUUUGCUUUGGACAUCACAAGAUGGCAAGUCCAGCCCAUUGCAUCUACUGCUUUGAGUGCCUUGCUGCCUCUUAUAAACGCCAUGAGCCCAUCGAUCUCGCAGCUGUUGAGGAGCUGUGGGAGCGAUACGAGCAGUCCAAAAAGCUUGCGUCUCUUCAGGACAUUAAUAACACUGUUUCUCAAAGGGAUAGUGCCGACCUUGGACGGGAGGUCGUAGUGGAGGAGGAUGACGAUGACGAUGAUGCUAACGAGGAACUCGACACAACGCAGCGCGGCUCAAUGAAGUCGAAGAGUAGCCGUCCGCAGUCAAUCAAGCUACCCAGUGUCAGUCGCCUUCAAAACCAAUUGUCUUCAGACUCCUCGAGCGUCUCUACUACUCCAUCAGUCAUGUCCAGCAAUUCAUCUCGCUCGAUUCUAUCCAGCUCCACUACCGCCACGACCCCGGUUUCAGAAUCUACGCAACCUGAGAUGGCAGAGAUGCGGCAACAAAGGUUGAAAAACCAACGUUAUCCAUUGUUUGUGACAUGGGAUACUCUGUCGAAGAACGGCCACAAGUCCCUUCGUGGGUGUAUUGGUACAUUCGACGCGCAGGAGCUCGCCGAAGGCCUCAGAACCUAUGCUCUUACUUCCGCGUUCGAGGAUUCUCGUUUCGCUCCGAUCCCACUGUCGCUUCUACCAUCAUUAUCAUGUUCCCUGACUCUGCUCGGUUCCUUUGAGCCCUGCACUGAUGCUCUGGAUUGGAUACUUGGUGUGCAUGGUAUCCGCAUAUCUUUCAUUCACCGCGGCCGGCGCUAUGGCGCCACUUAUUUGCCCGAUGUGGCCGUAGAGCAAGGUUGGACGAAAGAGGAAACCCUGGAAAGCCUGAUGCGGAAAGCUGGGUGGGACGGAGUGACCACGGGAGGUGUUGCACGGCGGCUCCUAAGAGGAAGCAGCAGCAGCGGCCACUCUGGCUCCAGCAAGCCAUGGGAGCAGGUUUCGGACUUUCGCGUCGUGAAAUAUCAGGGUCUCAAGGCUAGUGCCAGCUACGCGGAAUGGCAAGAAUGGCGGGAAUGGGUCGUGUCCUUGAAGGACGGGAGCGCAGAAUUGUUGUGCCCGACCGCUCGGUGAUUCAUCUACGAUUGAUACGAUCUACCUCAUGAAUGCGGUGUGUCUGCGCUGGCAGACAUUCGCUAUGAUGAUACUUACCGAAAUAAUGAGGAAUGUGUUUUAUGAGGAUCUUGGUAAAGGCGCCUUUUGGCUAUUUUUUGUUUUGGAAGUAUCGAGGGUCUCUAUGAUUUAUAUACUAUAACAAUAUACCUUCCCUCUGAUGGCGAUUCCUUUUGGAGUGUGUCCUGGGACAGUCUCCAA